AUGGGAAGCAUAGACAACAUUACACUGCCUAGCGACGCUCACAUUCUUGCUUUUCCAUUCCCAGCCAAAGGCCACAUAAAUCCCCUGUUGCAUCUGUGCAACCGCCUCACGGCGAAAGGGUUCCGAAUCACGCUCAUAACCACCACUGCCACAUUCAAAUCUGUGCAAUCAAAAGCAAGUGGAAAUGGAAUCAAUAUUGAAUGCAUUGAAGAUGAAUUGGAACACCAAGAUGCUGAAGGGGACAUGGAUGACUAUUUCAGGAAGUUCAGGGCUGCUGCUUCAAAAGGGUUGAAAGAUCUUAUUGAGAAAUUCAAGAAAAAUGGGUAUUCCUUACCUAAAGUUGUGAUUUAUGACUCAACCAUGCCAUGGAUUUUGGAUGUGGUUCACCCCAUGGGAGUUAAGGGAGCUUCUUUCUUCACUCAGUGUUGUUCUGUUUGUACUGUUUACUAUCAUAUGGGUGAUGGGACAAUAAAAGUUCCCUUUGAAAAGGACAUAAUCACUAGAUUGCCUUCAAUGCCACCUUUGGAGUUUGAUGAUCUUCCUGGUUUGCAAUAUUUUCCUGAUCCUAAUGGUACCAUUACAAGGCUGCUCACUGAUCAGUUCUCAAACAUCGACAAAGCGGAUUACAUUUUGUUCAACACUUUUGAGAAGUUGGAGGUUGAGCUGGCAACUUGGAUGGCAAAAAGAUGGCCAAUCAAAACAGUUGGACCAACAUCACCAUUAACUUUUGCCCACGAGAAACUCAAAAACACCACUACAAAUGAUCACCAGGAGAACUAUUUGUUUGAGACCAACACAGAAACUUGCUUGAAGUGGUUGGAUCAAAGGGAACCAAGUUCUGUUGUUUACGUAUCAUUCGGAAGUAUAGCAGCCCCAGUCAAAGAACAAAUAGAGGAAGUAGCAGAGGCCCUAUUGAAGAUCAAAUGCAGGUUCCUAUGGGUAGUGAGAAGUGAAGAAGAGAGUAAGCUUCCAACAAGUUUCAAGGACGAUACAUCAGAUCAAGGUUUGAUCAUAAACUGGUGCCCUCAGCUGGAUGUUUUAGGCCACCAGGCGGUGGCGUGUUUCGUGACACAUUGUGGAUGGAAUUCCACCAUUGAAGCAUUGAGUUCAGGGGUCCCAAUGAUUGCAGUGCCGCAAUGGGUUGAUCAAACUACAAACGCCAAAUUUAUCGCAGAUGUUUGGAAAGUUGGGAUCAGGGUUAAGGUUAAUGAGAAGGGAAUCGUCACCAGAGAUGAAUUUGAGAGGUGUAUUAGGGAUAUUACUGAGGGUUACAACGGGAAAGAGAUUAGAAGAAACGCCACAAAAUGGAAAGAAUUGGCUAUUGAAGCUGUAAGUGAAGGCGGGAGUUCCGAAAGAAACAUAGAGGAUUUCGCUGCCUCACUUUUAAGCUGA
Molecule: messenger RNA, 1392 nt
Organism: Oldenlandia corymbosa var. corymbosa
Lineage: Eukaryota; Viridiplantae; Streptophyta; Magnoliopsida; Gentianales; Rubiaceae
Source: the annotation of a GenBank genome assembly